Messenger RNA from Erinaceus europaeus (western European hedgehog), 1202 nucleotides. It is a transcript of the gene TECR, whose product is annotated as trans-2,3-enoyl-CoA reductase. The record is from RefSeq and is a predicted model, not a curated record. Gene Ontology annotation, molecular function: oxidoreductase activity, acting on the CH-CH group of donors. The coding region runs from base 90 to 1016 and encodes 308 amino acids. The transcript has 13 exons. NCBI's taxonomy places the organism in Eukaryota, Metazoa, Chordata, Mammalia, Eulipotyphla, Erinaceidae. Gene Ontology annotation, biological process: very long-chain fatty acid biosynthetic process.
AGCAGCGUGAGGGGGGGACAGGCAGCCGGUCCGGUGUCGCGCACAGGGAGCCGCCGCCGCCGCCGCCGCCGCCGCCGUGUGAAGCCGCCAUGAAGCACUACGAGGUGGAGGUGCUGGACGCCAGGACCCGCGAGAAGCUCUGCUUCCUGGACAAGGUGGAGCCGCAGGCCACCAUCGCGGACAUCAAGAACCUCUUCACCAAGACCCACCCGCAGUGGUACCCCGCCCGCCAGUCCCUGCGCCUGGACCCCAAGGGCCGCUCGCUGAAGGACGAGGACGUGCUGCAGAGGCUCCCGGUGGGCACCACGGCCACCCUCUACUUCCGGGACCUGGGCGCGCAGAUCAGCUGGGUGACGGUCUUCCUGACCGAGUACGCGGGCCCCCUGUUCAUCUACCUGCUCUUCUACUUCCGCGUGCCGCUCACCUACGGGCGCCGCCAUGACUUCACCUCCAGCCGCCACGGCGUCGUGCACCUGGCCUGCCUCUGCCACUCGCUGCACUACAUCAAGCGCCUGCUGGAGACGCUCUUCGUGCACCGCUUCUCGCACGGCACCAUGCCGCUGCGCAACAUCUUCAAGAACUGCACCUACUACUGGGGCUUCGCGGCCUGGAUGGCCUAUUACAUCAACCACCCGCUCUACACGCCACCCACCUACGGCGCGGCGCAGGUGAAGCUGGCCCUGGCCAUCUUCGUGAUCUGCCAGCUGGGCAACUUCUCCAUCCACAUGGCGCUGCGGGACCUGCGGCCGGCCGGCUCCAAGACCCGCAAGAUCCCGUACCCCACCCGGAACCCCUUCACGUGGCUCUUCCUGCUGGUGUCCUGCCCCAACUACACCUACGAGGUGGGGUCCUGGAUCGGCUUCGCCAUCAUGACGCAGUGUGUGCCAGUGGCCCUCUUCUGGCUGGUGGGCUUCACGCAGAUGACCAUCUGGGCGCGCGGCAAGCACCGCAGCUACCUGCGCGAGUUCCGCGACUACCCGCCGCUGCGCGCGCCCAUCGUGCCCUUCCUGCUGUAGCCGCUGCCCGCGCUGCCCAUCGUGCCCUUCCUGCUGGAGCCGCUGCCCGCGGUGCCCUUCCUGCUGGAGCCGGUGCCCGCGGUGCCCACCCUGCUGUAGCCGGUGCCCGCCGUGCCCUUCCUGCUGGAGCCGCCGCUGCCCGCCGUGCCCACCCUUCUGUAUCCAAUAAAGCGCGGCCACACUCCC